This is a messenger RNA of Lytechinus pictus (painted urchin), 5520 nucleotides long. RefSeq names its product fibroblast growth factor 14-like. Gene Ontology annotation, molecular function: growth factor activity; fibroblast growth factor receptor binding. The transcript has 3 exons. Gene Ontology annotation, cellular component: cytoplasm. Lineage: Eukaryota; Metazoa; Echinodermata; Echinoidea; Temnopleuroida; Toxopneustidae. Gene Ontology annotation, biological process: positive regulation of gene expression; positive regulation of cell population proliferation; fibroblast growth factor receptor signaling pathway. The record is from RefSeq and is a predicted model, not a curated record. The coding region runs from base 447 to 1475 and encodes 342 amino acids.
GAUGUGAGCUCGUGCGAGAUUUGAGACCUUGUCAUACUCGACUAACAGUCCGUUCCGCCUGGUUGGUACUUAUCCCCUCUCCUUCCUACAUUUCGUCUCCCGGAUAACAACCGACAUCUAAGGCCUCUCUUGGGAUUCUUACUUCGCUCGUCUCCAAUAAUUCAUUCACAUUUUACUUUUCGUCAACUCUUCUUUGCCACUUUUAUUUUUUUAAUACAAAUUGGAUUACUUAAACUUAAUCGCAUGGAGUUUCGACGUGCAAAUGGAUUUGAACGCGAUCGGCUAAAUAUUCAUUGGAAUUAAUUAUUUUUUUCUUCAGAAUUUUGGAUUGUGAACAGAUGCGUUUCAUGCUUCGUAGUUCUUCUGUAAUCAUAAUUUGUAUUUUGAUAUCUUUUUGAAGAGAUUGGAUUUCGCGUUGGACAUCGUCUGUGUGCGACGCGGUUUCCAUGAAACCGAAGAUGGAUGAAAAUUAUUGGUGGUCGUCGACGAUACCGGCGAGUAAGAGAGCCUCGCAUGUCAUCAUCAUCGGGUUCUUAUGCGUAUCCCUGGCAGCGGGGUUAUCGGACGAUGGCGGGAUGCGAACGAGAAGAGAACACGCCGACACGAGGCAACAACACCACAAUCAGCACCAACAAAUUCACACAAUAUCCGCAACAAUCAGAGACGCUGACAACAGCGCGUUGCUCAAAAAUAUCUUAGCUUCAAAAAACAGUGCCAGCAUCAGCACGGACUCCGCCGCAAAGGAGGGGCACAAAUCAUCCAACAGUGUUAGCAAUAAUAUUAUUAAUCAAAUAAAAUUAUCAAACAUUACAUCGUCGUCGACGACGUUAUCAAAAUUAACUGCUUCAGUGUUGUCGAGAUUAAACUCUUCGCCACCCUCAUCAUCAUCUGGUUCAAAUAGAACAGAGCAAGGUGAGAGGUUGCAUAGCUGGAGCCCAAUGAAUUCAGACUCGUCGCUCCAGCACCACCUACGGACAGGCAGCCAGGCCGACGCCGAGCCCAGUCGGAGGGUAAAGAGAAAAGCAUCAAGUCGAGGGAGUCCCCUUAUUUACAACUCCAAGCAACCGACGCAGCUUUUCUGCCGAACCAACUUUCGCCUUGCCGUUCACGAGGACGGAACGAUUAAUGGAACGCGGGAUAAUAUGGAUGUAUAUUCUAGCCUUUACAUCCAGUCGCAGAGGCGGAGUAUUGUUUCCAUCAAGGGUCUUAAGAGUCAGCUCUACGUCUGUGUAGACGAUAACGGAAACCUAUACGGAAACAGGAGAGUAAGUCGGAAUUGUUACUUCCAGGAAAAGCUCGAACCCAACUUCUUCAACACAUACGCCUAUAAGAUGCCAGACAGCACCAACAAAAGGCGGAGGCAUCGAACCCUCUUCCUCUCUAUCAACAAGUACGGCGAGUCCAGGAUCGCCAAGGUCCGCACUCAGAAGAAGGCCCAGUUCAUCCCGCUGGUCCCGCCCACGGAGCUCUUGUGACUAUCAAGAAAGUGGCGUAGGCGACACAGGUCCGCAAAAUAGAGCGACUUCGAGUGCGCACGACGACCACGUGCGACGACACCAGCUCGAGGAAGCCAUUUUGGGGAGAGGAGUUUGAGGAGAGAGAGAGAGCGGGAGAAACAUGGACGAUUCAUUCGACUUUUCUCUCGGAAUUAUGAUGGCGAUUCAACAGACAAUCCUUUCAUCUUUUACCUGGUGAAGUUUUUGAGCAUCCCUUCCCCUGUUGAAUGAAAAGCGGCCCUAUGAGAAAUGGAUAAUGCAAGACCAUUGCGCGCUGCUCAGGAGCGGUAGACGACGGACUACUUCUUAGUUACGCUCAGAAAACGCAGCGCGCUUCCAACAAUAAGCCUACGUCGCAGUGUACGCAUGAGGCGGUACACGGACUGUUUAAAAGGACCUUACAGAUAAACUGGUUAUUCACAAGAAGAAACUGUUGCUUUCAGAAAGAAAACACGUGCCACUGAAUAAUUUUAAUGAUAAUACCACACGCUGCCAAAACAAAUGAGAGUUAUGCAAUGUGAUGUAUAUGCACAUGAAAUUGGACAAGAACUGAGUAGGAAACCAAAAGGAUGAUUUUGAGGAGAAAAAAUGAGGUGUAGACAUAUUUUGUAUUCACGUGUGCUAUUGUAAUUUAAUCAGUCAACACAGCGCAUCAAAGAAUGAGAUAAUCACUAGAACUUUAUCCUCAGAUUGGCAAUACUGAUGCGCCUUUGUUAUUUACCUCAUUCUGUUUAUGUAUUCAUGUUAUUGUACACCUUCGAUCACAAUAAGAAAUUUAAUGUAUGUGUGCUACAAGAUGACGACUUAACAGGAGACUACCUAACAUUUGUUGAUUCAGUAUAAAACUCUGUAUCUUUAUUAACUGUUGUAUCAAAGUUGAAUAAAACCCUAAAUCUAAUUUGUGGAAACGAGCUUGGGGAAAAUCGUUGCACGUUAGUGAGAACGAAGUGGAGUUUAAAUUCUACGAAGUGUGAAGUGGUGAUGUACAUUUUUAACCUCUUAAAAUAUUUUACCUGACCAAAAACCCUCAUCGAAUUCUUAACUUAGCUAGAUUUAAUCCAACUUGCGGAUGAUAAAUCAAUAAUGAAAUCUAUAUUCCUCAAAGAAGCGUAAAUGACGAUGAUUUAUUUUGCCGCGAUUGCAAAAUAUUUUGUUUACCCCCUUUAACUAAUACCAUUCUGACUUCCAGACGUUGUAGUAAUUUCAAAGCUGCAAGUAUUUGUCAAGAUAUAUGUUUCAUAUCUUAACUAUUGACGAGAGGGUUAAUUCAUUAUUUUUCACACUUUUCGAGUGGGGAAAGUUUAUUUUAAAUUUUGCGUUAAAUGUGCAUCCAAUUCGUACGCUUUGUACCUACCAAACAACCAACUUGAUUUUUUAAAGUCUCGGUCACACAUACAACUGGGACUCGAGGCGGAUAGCCGUGUAAAUCGAUAGAUGCAGGUAUCGGUUAUUAUGAGUCGGUUCCGAUAUACUAUCCACGUGAGAGUCGCGAUGGUUAACAGUCGAAUACAAUCGGACCUUUAACCAAAUAUAUCCAGGUCCAAAACGAUCCGAUGUCAAGUUCGAAAUAUAUAAUUCAUAAUGAUAAUUUGUGGGGAGAAUCACUUGUAUGACGAUUCCUUAAUCCUAGCGCCGAUAACGGCAACAAAACUGCAUACCCACCCCCACCCAACCUUCCCUUUUUUUCUGCGGCCUAACUCUGUCUUUAAUAUUAUAAUAACAAAGUCUACAGUUAGCCCUUCUUUCUAAUAAAAGUAUAUAUGACGAUAUUGCACCUAACGCCGAAAUUUGUCUAUGGAAAAAAAUGGCGUUAUGUUGCACGUGGACAGUCCUUGUGUAUAUUUUAUUUAUAGUACUAUUUACAUUAUAUAACAUUCAAAUGUGAUUGUUCGCGAAGAAUCUAAGUGUACUUAAUCGCGAAAUUUUUAAAUGAAACGUUAUGUGCAUUAUUUCUCACCAUUGCUGUACGUGAUUUCUUAGAAUGAUAUAUGGAAUCAGUUUCCAUUCUGAAUAUUGUUUUAUACAUUUGGAUUCAACAUUUUAUUAUGAUUGUAAGAUAUCAUAAUUUUCAUAAUUAUCGAUGUUAUUAUUUAGAUUUUAAUAGAACAAACUGUACAUGUUGUACAAAAUGAUAUUGAUCAAUUAUUAUAUUGAAAGAAGAAACGAUCAAAAAUUAAUAAAGAUGUAUAUCUUUUGCUAUGUAAAAAAAAGGUUUGACAAAAAUUAUAUUUUCCAGCCCUUGCUUUAGACAAAAUUGCAUAUAAAAUUGGACAAGUAUUUAGAUGAAUAUAUUAUACCCUCACACAUUGGACACGAAUUAGUUCAUCUGUCAUUUCCAUAUUUUAUUUGGAAAUAUACAUGUACAUUUAAUUUAUGAAUAAAUGUACAAAUCAUUCAAUAACCUGUAUUUUGGCCAUCACAUGUAACUACAAUAUCAUAUAUUGUUUGAAAAUAUAUUACGACGUGUAUGAAAUUUUAGAAAUUGGAUGAUAUAUUCAGUUUUCACAUUGAUACCAGAUAGUAAUAAAAGCUGUUUGUAAGGAGAUCGACGAUCUAUGCAAGGUUAGCCUGAAAUCUUCCAAUAUUUUAUUUUGAAGUUCUAAACAUCGUUUCCGAGGCGAGCUGUGACGAUAUUGAGAACAAAAUACCACGUGUUCAUAAAAAGGACUUCUUUGUGUCCAAUAAGAAUGAAUUUACAAGUCACUGUUGAGCAAUAUUCGUGAGUGGGGAUACGUGUAGAUUUAUUUGAAAAGGUGUUUGUAUUAUAAUGAAAGUGAAAAUACAAUCUGAGAAUGUCGAAGAAUAUAAUAUAUUUUUAGACGUAAUUUUUAUACUUUUUAAGUUAUUUAAGAAUUAAAAAAAGAAAGCGAAUUGUAUUUAUUGAGCUCGCUUUGUUAUAAGUGAAUAUGAAGUGAACUACAUGCCUUUGAACUUUGAGUGUAUUAUACUUUAUCACGAAAUUGAUUAAUUUUAUGCUUAUGUGAUUGUAAACACAUGAUAGAUGUAUAGUUCAUGUAUAUUUGGCAUCUAUAGCUCAGUGGGCGUUGCCAAAUUAAAGCCACGCCCAUUGUUAAAAUGUAUUCAACAAGUUGUGACUAUUCUCCUCUAGAGUCACGAUGAUUAAUUACUAUAUCGUUCGUUUUUUUUCCUCCUCGAGAAUGAUAAGUAUUACUGUCCAUGCAUUUUGCUCAUUCUUCUUUUUAUAGAAAUGAUGAUAUUGGAUAUAAUAUAGCGCACUUAUUGACCAGAUUGAGACCCUUCAAUAUUAUUACUCCAAUUUAUAUAUAUCGGAGGAGACAAUUUUUCAAUGAAGACCAACAUAAAACUAAUUUAAUCUUUACUUUAUUUUUUAUAAUCGAUAUUCAUAUCAUAAUUAUAAAACAUAAAGUAUGAAAACUUUCACAACUCAAUAAAAACAGACAACUGUACUUUCACUUAUGCUAAACCAAACGACCUUUUUCUAAAGAGAAAGAAAAGAUGCGUACUUCAAAGACUUGUUCUUUAUGUAAACUCUAUACAAGACCACAUCAUUUUUUUUUAUCCAUUGCUUUCUAGCAUCAUAAAAAAGCAUGAUUUUUGACGAAGAGCAAAGUUUAUUCUUGUAUAUUCAUAACCAAAUUGUAAGUUUUGUCGACAAUGUAUCCGUCCGAAUUUCAAAGAGCAUGAUAAAAAAUCCAACCGAUUUGAACAUUCGGAUUAUUCAUGGCACUAUUAAUUCAUAAUAGCAUGACACUAGCCAUGUCAGUUGGCCAAACCUAUUAAUUACUAUUAUGACGAGAUUCACCAAAGUCAGAUAUUAUUGAGUAAUGUAUGCUUGUUCUUACAUUUUUCGUAGAACAGAACUUUUGAUAUAAUUGAGUACCAAGUUUCCCCAUUUUUGGACUAUUAUUGUGAAUCAUACGAACUGUAAUUGUAAUGAUGAACUGCAUGCGCUACAGAGGAACUAUUUAAGAAAUUUCCAAAGUUUCCUUCGAUUUGAUAGGAAAACUGAUUUAAUAAAGUAAGAAUUAAGAGCGAAAUAUAA